AUGUUCGAGCUGCAACCACUGUUGAAUGAAGGGUUGAGAGCAUUCCAUAGUCUCUGCACACUGAGAAUCUUCGGUUACGAAGGCUGUUUGAAAGAGGCGAAAGUCUACGAGGAUGAGCUUUUCGGAUCGUUCUUCAUCCUCAUCCAACAUCUGCUGACCACAUAUCACGGCAACGAGGCACUAAAGUCUUGCUUUCUCGAGAAACUGAUUCUGGACGAAGAGGAUCUUCUGCACAUGCGUUACAUACAUCGGCGAAUUCGGGAGACGGGUAAUCCCAAUUUCGCAGCUGGCAAUGCGAACCUCGUCGCAAGGACGGCUUGGCUCUUGUUCCAGCGCCAGAUUGCUGGGCAGACUCAGCUCCUAGAGUAUCUAGGAGAUCUCCUCUAUGUGAUGGAACUCCAUGCGAUGACAAUGCAGGAAAUUGACGGUGUGGUACAGAUUGUCGACAGACAGACUGUCUGCAUAGACUGGCUCUACCACUUUCGAUCCACCACAAGAUUCAAGAGGUUCAGAGAGAGGACGUUUCAGAUUGCUCAGAGCGGGUUGAAACAGCAACAGGAGUUCGUAAUGCUAGCGAAGGUUGCUGAAAAUGCUCUGAUCAAGGUGUCGGCAAGAGUUGUCCUUAUGGCAAGAUAA
Molecule: messenger RNA, 636 nt
Organism: Aureobasidium namibiae CBS 147.97
Lineage: Eukaryota; Fungi; Ascomycota; Dothideomycetes; Dothideales; Saccotheciaceae
Exons: 5
Coding region: 1-636 (211 amino acids)
Source: RefSeq, a predicted model, not a curated record